UCAGGCUCGUGGCGGUUGGCUGCUGGCCUGUCGUCCUGACUCAGCCUACAAGCCCAUGGCGUCCACAGGAGUGAUCCCAGGCAGGACGCCUCAAGGACCAGGACUGGGGGCAUCGUCGGCAAGCUUCCCCAGCCCUGCUGUCCCAGUGCCAGGCCUCCAGGAGGUGGAGGGCGAGGAGGAAGAUGAGGAGGAGGAACUGGCUGAGAUCCAUCUGUGUGUGCUGUGGAAUGCAGGACACUUGGGCAUUGCCUACUAUGACACCAGUGACUCCACUAUCCACUUCAUGCCCGAUGCCCCAGACCAUGAGAGCCUCAAGCUGCUGCAGAGAGUUCUGGAUGAAGUCAGUCCACGGUCUGUUGUCACAAGUGCCAAACAGGAUGAGGCUAUGACUCAGUUUCUGGGGAAGCUUGCCUCCCAGGAGCACAGAGAGCCAAGGAGACCUGAAAUCGUGUAUUUACCAAGUGUGGAUUUUGGUUUAGAGAUAAGCAAACAACGCCUCCUUUGUGGAAACUACUCUUUCAUGCCGGACUCCAUGACUGCCACUGAGAAAAUCCUCUUCCUCUCCUCCAUUAUUCCCUUUGAUUGCCUCCUCUUGGUUCGAGCACUUGGAGGGCUGCUCAAAUUCCUGAGCCGAAGAAGAAUCGGGGUUGAACUGGAAGACCAUAAUGUCAAUGUCCCCAUCCUGGCAUUUAAGAAAUUUGUGUUGACCCAUCUGGUAAGCAUAGAUCAAGACACUUACAGCGUUCUACAGAUUUUUAAGAGUGAGUCUCAUCCCUCGGUGUACAAAGUGGCCAGUGGCCUGAAGGAGGGGCUCAGCCUCUUCGGAAUCCUCAACAGAUGCCGCUGCAAGUGGGGAGAGAAGCUGCUCAGGCUGUGGUUCACACGUCCAACUCAGGACUUGGGGGAACUCAAUUCCCGUCUGGAUGUCAUUCAGUUUUUUCUGCUGCCUCAGAAUCUGGACAUGGCUCAGAUGCUGCACCGGCUGCUGAGUCACAUCAAGAAUGUCCCUCUGAUUCUGAAACGCAUGAAGUUGUCUAACACCAAGGUCAAUGACUGGCAUGUUCUCUACAAGACUGUGUACAGUGCCCUGGGCCUGAGAGAUGCCUGCCGCUCCUUGCCCCAGUCCAUCCAGCUCUUUCGGGACAUUGCCCAAGAAUUUUCGGAUGACUUGCACCAUAUCGCCAGCCUCAUUGGGAAAGUGGUGGACUUUGAGGGCAGUCUUGCUGAAAAUCGCUUCACAGUCCUCCCCAACAUAGAUCCCGAAAUUGAUGAGAAAAAACGAAGGCUGGUAGGGCUUCCUAGCUUCCUCACGGAGGUGGCCCGGAAGGAGCUGGAGAACCUGGACUCCCGAAUUCCUUCCUGCAGUGUCAUCUACAUCCCGCUGAUUGGCUUCCUUCUUUCUAUUCCCCGCCUGCCUUUCAUGGUGGAGGCCAGUGACUUUGAGAUUGAGGGGCUGGACUUCAUGUUCCUCUCCGAGGAGAAGCUGCACUACCGUAGCGCCCGAACCAAGGAGCUGGAUACGUUGCUGGGGGACCUGCACUGCGAGAUCCGGGAUCAGGAGACCCUGCUGAUGUAUCAGCUGCAGUGCCAGGUGCUAGCGCGAGCUGCUGUGUUAAGCCGGGUGUUGGACCUUGCCUCCCGCUUGGACGUCCUGCUGGCUCUUGCCAGUGCUGCCCGGGACUAUGGCUACUCGAGGCCCCGUUACUCACCCCUGCUCCAUGGGGUCCGAAUCCAGAAUGGCAGACAUCCCCUGAUGGAACUCUGUGCCCGAACCUUCGUGCCCAACUCUGUAGAAUGUGGUGGGGACAAAGAAAGGGUCAAGGUCAUCACUGGACCCAACUCCUCAGGGAAGAGCAUUUUCCUCAAGCAGGUAGGCUUGAUCACAUUCAUGGCCUUGGUGGGCAGCUUUGUGCCAGCAGAAGAGGCUGAAAUUGGGCCUGUGGAUGCCAUCUUCACCCGAAUUCAUAGCUGUGAAUCCAUCUCCCUUGGCCUCUCCACCUUCAUGAUCGACCUCAACCAGGUGGCGAAAGCAGUGAACAAUGCCACUGAGCGGUCUCUGGUCCUCAUUGACGAAUUCGGAAAGGGAACCAACACGGUGGACGGGCUCGCACUUCUGGCUGCUGUGCUGCAACACUGGCUGGCGCUGGGACCCAGGUGCCCCCACAUCUUUGUAGCCACCAACUUUCUGAGCCUCAUGCAGCUCCAGCUGCUGCCACAGGGGCCCCUGGUGCAGUAUUUGACCAUGGAGACCUGUGAGGAUGGCAACGACCUUGUCUUCUUCUAUCAGGUUUGCAAAGGUGUCGCCAGCGCCAGCCACGCCUCCCACACCGCGGCCCAGGCUGGGCUUCCCGACAGGCUCGUUGCUCGUGGCAAGGAGGUCUCCGACUUGAUCCGCAGAGGAAGACCUAUCACGCCUGUCAAGGAGCUGCAAAAGGAGACCCAAAUGAAAAACUGCCAGACGUUAGUGGAUAAGUUUCUGAAACUGGACUUGGAAGAUCCCAGCCUGGACUUGGAUGUUUUCAUGAGUCAGGAAGUGCUGCCUGCCGCUGCCAGCAUCCUCUGAGCGGCCUUGCUCUGCCCGCCCCACCUCCCAGCACCCCAGGGUGGCCUUGCUCUGCCCGCCCCACCUUCCCAGCACCCCAGGGUGGCCUUACUCUGCCCGCCCCACCUUCCCAGCACCCAAGGGCUGCCAUGCUGCUUCCUUAUCCCCCUCAGACCCAGAGUUCUCUGCUUCCCUAGAAGUUAUUCUGUAUUAGGAAUAAAGUUUGUU
Molecule: messenger RNA, 2770 nt
Organism: Lepus europaeus (European hare)
Lineage: Eukaryota; Metazoa; Chordata; Mammalia; Lagomorpha; Leporidae
Gene: MSH5
Product: mutS homolog 5
Exons: 25
Coding region: 56-2563 (835 amino acids)
Biological process (GO): mismatch repair; chiasma assembly
Cellular component (GO): nucleus
Molecular function (GO): ATP-dependent DNA damage sensor activity; mismatched DNA binding; ATP binding
Source: RefSeq, a predicted model, not a curated record